ACGUUCCCGCGGCGGGCUCCGCCCCCCGGCCAAUCGGACCGGCGCUCGGUGGAUCCCAGAUUCUCUUUGUUCCGCAGCCAUUUCGGGCCCCGGACAGGAGGCAGUGUCGCUUCGGCCGAAGGCCUGAGCGCCCGAGGCCUCUGGGAUGGUGUGGGACCGGCAAACCAAGAUGGAGUAUGAGUGGAAACCUGACGAGCAAGGGCUUCAGCAAAUCUUGCAGCUGUUGAAGGAGUCCCAGUCCCCAGACACCACCAUCCAGAGAACCGUGCAACAAAAACUGGAACAACUUAAUCAAUAUCCAGACUUUAACAACUACUUGAUUUUUGUUCUUACAAAAUUAAAAUCUGAAGAUGAACCCACAAGAUCAUUGAGUGGUCUCAUCUUGAAGAAUAAUGUGAAAGCACACUUUCAGAACUUCCCAAAUGGUGUAACAGACUUUAUUAAAAGUGAAUGUUUAAAUAAUAUUGGUGACUCCUCUCCUCUGAUUAGAGCCACUGUUGGUAUUUUGAUCACAACUAUAGCCUCCAAGGGAGAAUUGCAGAAUUGGCCUGACCUCUUACCAAAACUCUGUAGCCUGUUGGAUUCUGAAGAUUACAAUACUUGUGAGGGAGCAUUUGGUGCCCUUCAGAAGAUUUGUGAAGAUUCUGCUGAGAUUUUAGAUAGUGAUGUUUUAGAUCGUCCUCUCAACAUCAUGAUUCCCAAAUUUUUACAGUUCUUCAAGCAUAGUAGUCCAAAAAUAAGGUCUCACGCUGUUGCAUGUGUCAAUCAGUUUAUCAUCAGUAGGACUCAAGCUCUAAUGUUGCACAUUGAUUCUUUUAUUGAGAAUCUCUUUGCAUUAGCUGGUGAUGAAGAACCAGAGGUACGGAAAAAUGUGUGCCGAGCGCUUGUGAUGUUGCUCGAAGUUCGAAUGGAUCGCCUGCUUCCUCACAUGCAUAACAUAGUUGAGUACAUGCUACAGAGGACUCAAGAUCAAGACGAAAAUGUGGCUUUAGAAGCCUGUGAAUUUUGGCUAACUUUAGCUGAACAGCCAAUAUGCAAAGAUGUACUCAUAAGGCAUCUUCCUAAGUUGAUUCCUGUGUUAGUGAAUGGCAUGAAGUACUCAGAUAUAGAUAUUAUCCUACUUAAGGGUGAUGUUGAAGAAGAUGAAACGAUUCCUGAUAGCGAACAGGAUAUACGGCCACGUUUUCACCGAUCAAGGACGGUGGCUCAGCAGCAUGAUGAAGAUGGAAUUGAAGAGGAAGAUGAUGAUGAUGAUGAAAUUGAUGAUGAUGAUACAAUUUCUGACUGGAAUCUAAGAAAAUGUUCUGCUGCUGCCCUAGAUGUUCUUGCAAAUGUGUAUCGUGAUGAGCUGCUGCCACAUAUUUUGCCCCUUUUGAAAGAAUUACUUUUUCAUCAUGAAUGGGUUGUUAAAGAAUCAGGCAUCUUGGUUUUAGGAGCAAUUGCUGAAGGUUGCAUGCAGGGCAUGAUUCCAUACUUGCCUGAGCUUAUUCCUCACCUUAUUCAGUGCCUCUCUGAUAAAAAGGCUCUUGUGCGUUCCAUAACAUGCUGGACUCUUAGCCGCUAUGCACACUGGGUAGUCAGCCAGCCACCAGACACGUACCUGAAGCCAUUAAUGACAGAAUUGCUAAAGCGCAUCCUGGAUAGCAACAAGAGAGUACAAGAAGCUGCCUGCAGUGCCUUUGCUACCUUAGAAGAGGAGGCUUGUACAGAACUUGUUCCUUACCUUGCUUAUAUACUUGAUACUCUGGUUUUUGCAUUUAGUAAAUACCAGCAUAAGAACCUGCUCAUUCUUUAUGAUGCCAUAGGAACAUUAGCAGAUUCAGUAGGACAUCAUUUAAACAAACCAGAAUAUAUUCAGAUGCUAAUGCCUCCACUGAUCCAGAAAUGGAACAUGUUAAAGGAUGAAGAUAAAGAUCUCUUCCCUUUACUUGAGUGCCUAUCUUCAGUUGCCACAGCACUGCAGUCUGGCUUCCUUCCGUACUGUGAACCUGUGUAUCAGCGUUGUGUAAACCUAGUACAGAAGACUCUUGCACAAGCCAUGCUAAACAAUGCUCAACCAGAUCAAUAUGAAGCUCCAGAUAAAGAUUUUAUGAUAGUGGCUCUUGAUUUACUGAGUGGCCUGGCUGAAGGACUUGGAGGCAACAUUGAACAGCUGGUUGCCCGAAGUAACAUCCUAACACUAAUGUAUCAGUGUAUGCAGGAUAAAAUGCCAGAAGUUCGACAGAGUUCUUUUGCCCUGUUAGGUGACCUCACAAAAGCUUGCUUUCAGCAUGUUAAGCCUUGUAUAGCUGAUUUCAUGCCAAUAUUGGGAACCAACCUAAAUCCAGAAUUCAUUUCAGUCUGCAACAAUGCCACAUGGGCAAUUGGAGAAAUCUCCAUUCAAAUGGGUAUAGAGAUGCAGCCUUAUAUUCCUAUGGUGUUGCACCAGCUUGUAGAAAUCAUUAACAGACCCAACACACCAAAGACGUUGUUAGAGAAUACAGCAAUAACAAUUGGUCGUCUUGGUUACGUUUGUCCUCAAGAGGUGGCCCCCAUGCUACAGCAGUUUAUAAGACCCUGGUGCACCUCUCUGAGAAACAUAAGAGACAAUGAGGAAAAGGAUUCAGCAUUCCGUGGAAUUUGUACCAUGAUCAGUGUGAAUCCCAGUGGCGUAAUCCAAGAUUUUAUAUUUUUUUGUGAUGCCGUUGCAUCAUGGAUUAACCCAAAAGAUGAUCUCAGAGACAUGUUCUGUAAGAUCCUUCAUGGAUUUAAAAAUCAAGUUGGCGAUGAAAAUUGGAGGCGUUUCUCUGACCAGUUUCCUCUUCCCUUAAAAGAGCGUCUUGCAGCUUUUUAUGGUGUUUAAUCUAAUACACUUAAGCUGCAGUCCCAAAAUUAGGGGUCCUUCAGUCUUGGAGACUAUGAGGGAGCCUCUGCACCCAGGGAAAAUGUUACCCUUUACAGGGGGGAAGGGUAAACCAGUAGGGAAUACAGUACAAUCCCAACCCUACUGGGAGGGGCGGGAGGGAGGUGUUGCCGUCACUGUAUUAAGUCGAUGUUGGGAAACGUUUUAACAUCUGGAGCUUUUGUGGGUGGAAAUAUGUCUCCAGUUACAACUCCGCAGUGGAUGUGAAGAAGCAAAAAAAAAAAAAAAAAAAAAAAAUCUAUUCAGUCUACUCACAAAACAGUACAUUGUGGAAUAUUAUGGGGAAUUGUACCAAAACAAGAACCAUAUAAAUGAUGCCUAGGGACAAGAAAGAGGAACAGUUCAACAGCGCACAAUAAAGGAAACCUAAGAAUGGGAGUUACAAAUAGUAAAGAAGCUUUUUUUUUUUUUUUAAUUUAAAGUUUUUUUAUAUAAGUUUUCCCACAUGAUGGGGCCUUGUUUUGCAUGUUGGUGAAGAACUACACAAACAAAACUAAUAUAGUUAAAAUCAGCUUGCCUUCCCAUAGUAGAAGCAGGUUCUUGGAAGUUACAAUUUAAGGUACCCCAAAAAAGUUGGAAAUAAAGCAAAACAAACAUAAACAAUGAAGCACCCUGUGAAAUGCCAAAUGAGUCACUCCUUUUACCUUUUUUGGGAUGGGCAGGGAGGGAGGAAUAAAUGGGGUUGGGCAUAUCAAACUAAAGAUGACAUCUUAAUUUUGCAUUGAACAUUAAUGUAGCAGAUAUAAUUUGAUGGUUAUACUUCAUUAGUUAAUUUCUAGGCCAAGAUGUUAUUUUUUAAAGUGCAGUUUAAGGUUCAGGCAUGCAUUCUGGCUCAUAGUGGUUGAAAGUAAUUGAAAUUAGUGGGAAAGUAGCAUGCUUGCAUCACAUAGAGUGAGAUUGGUAUUCAUUUACCUAUGUUGCGCCAGUUUGUGUUGCAGUUUACCAAUUCAAUAUAGCCCUGCAUUUAAAGUUCCUUUUUAAGAUUUGUGGAUUUUAUUUUUUAUUAAGAAUAUAGAUAUAUAAAGUACUGUAGUUACAGGUAGGCCUUGAAAUAUCUUUUUUAGGAUCUGUUAGGAUAAGAUUGAUAUUGUAUCGUGUGUAACCUGCACAAUGUGGAAAGCUGAUAUACCUGUGCAAAAUCUUUGCCUCUGUGCUGUCAGUGUGAUGUGCUUUCUGCAUGGUUAUAUACUACUAGUGAUUUUAUCAAAACUUCUAAAAUUUAAAUUACAUGGUAAAAGAUCUGUAAAAGGCUGCAUAAAUGUUAGUUGGCACAUAAAGACAAUUGUAGAAGUUGAAAAUGAUUGCUAUAUUUCAAUGUUUAUUCCCACUCAACAUACUGCCUUCUAAGCUUCCCUUUUUUGUUCAAAGCAUGAUCUUAAAGAUAUGUUUAAGUUAAUGGAUGUAAUGCAGGGUUCCUACACUGUAUUUUGGCGCAUGUUGGUGGCCCUCUGUGCCCUAGAUAUAUGCACACAGGGUGCAAGUUAAAAGCUACAGAGUGAAAGUUGGUUUGGAUCCUCUUCAUUUCAUUUGUUUAGCUUUUCUGUUAUUUUUCUCUACUUACAUGUAUUCCUGUGAAUAAAUCCUUGUUAAGUUAACCCUUUACUUUUCCUUCCAUGUGUAUUUUCUUAUAUACUGUGAAUGUGAAAACCUAACUGGUACACUUGAUCUUGUGUUCAUAUGAAAGUGCAAGUCUUUAUUAAUUUGGAUUGCCUGAACAGUGUAUCCCAUGAUGAAGGAAAAUGGAGAGAUUUUUCUUUUUAACUCUGCUGGUCAGAGAUGAAGCCACGCCUUUCCAUUUUUCAAUGCUGCAUAUUUAAUCUGCAACAAAAAUGUUAAGCCAUAACAGCCUUUUUAUAUUUUAGUUUGUCACCUUCGCAUUGCAGAAUAAAUACUGAGUAACCAUUUUUAUAA
This is a messenger RNA of Chlorocebus sabaeus (green monkey), 4813 nucleotides long. It is a transcript of the gene TNPO1, whose product is annotated as transportin 1. Gene Ontology annotation, biological process: protein import into nucleus. NCBI's taxonomy places the organism in Eukaryota, Metazoa, Chordata, Mammalia, Primates, Cercopithecidae. The record is from RefSeq and is a predicted model, not a curated record. Gene Ontology annotation, molecular function: small GTPase binding.